UUUAUUUCUCCUCUUUAAUCUGUUCAUUCUCUCUCUCUCGCUUUCUCUCUCUCUCUCUCUCUCUCUCUCUCUCUCCCCUGCAUUCUCCUUCUUCUCUUCUGUUGAACAGUGAAGAUGCCCAGUCAGAGGAAGAAGAGACAGCGGCGUAUAAGGAGGCUGAGACAGGGGAGAGUUCUGGAGGAUCCGUGUGUAGUUACUGGAAAAAGAAACUCAGGAGUUUGUCGUGUUUCUGCUCCAAAUCGUGAGAGACUCAGAGCAGCUCAGAGGAAAGCUCAAGCAGAAGUUUCAGAAGUGACCUCUGAUUCUGAAGCGCAUGCUUCUCCUGACGCCAAAGUGACAGAAACCACAGAAGUCGGAACUGCAACAAAAGUUCAUGCUCCAGAAAUAAAAGCUCCAGAAAUUUCCAUUCCAGAAGAGAAUAAAAGACCAGAAAUUUCAGCUCCAGAAAAAACUAAAGAAGCUGCAGAUGAAUUUAGAGCUCCAGAAUAUGUUAGAAGCCCAGAAGAAGUUAGAGCUCCAGAAGAAGUCUGCUUUGCAGAAGUCUGCUCUACAGAGAAGGUUGGAGCUUUGGAAGAAGAUAUCGAAGAUAUUAAAGACGAUAACAAAGUUGCAGAAUUACCCAAAGUUUCAGAGCACCUGAGAGAUAUUGCAACUUUAGAAAACACGUCAGCAGAAACUCCAGACAUGAUGACAGCACCAAAAAUGGAAUUGGAAUUGAUGCCAGUUCCAAAGAAAGCAGCAGCUCAGAAAAUGUCCACUUUAGAAGCAACAGCAGGACCAGUUCCAUGCUCAGAAGUUUCAGUACCAGAAAUAGAAGCUUUAGGAACAAAAAACCCAAAUGUAUCAUCACUAGAAGCUCUAGAUGUGACACCAUCAAAACCCCAGGAAGUGACUUCAAGUCUAGAACCUCUGGUGUCUCCACAUUCUCCACCAGAAUUAGUACCAGCUCUAAAAGUGACCGAGUCACCAAAGUUUGCUACUGGUGAAGGAAAAAUGGAGGCCACGGAAAUGGUACCUCUAAAAGUGACAGCAGACCCAGACAUCACAGUUCUGGAAAUAGUUAAAGGACCAGAAGAUGUAAAUGUAGGUUUAAUAUCAAAUCAAAAUGUGGAACCUUUAGUUAGAACCAAAGUUCUUGACAUGAUGGAACCACAAAUGUCUUGUUCAGAAAUAAAACCACCAACGGUUUCAGCUUGUGAUGAUCUGGAUGUGACCGAACCAGACGUGAUCUUGGCUCCAGAAGUUGCAGCUCAGGAGAUGAAAGAUGAAGUUCUGUGUGAAGGUUCUGUGAAGGUUCCUUUAGAAUAAACUGCAGUUCAGAAGAACAUCAGCAGCAAUGCAGAAGCACAGAUAAAGCUGCAGGUCUGAUGAAGAGAAGCAGCAUGAUGACAUCAUCUUCAGUGUCGGCCAAUUAAACACAGGCUGCGCUCCAUCCCAAAGUUCCACACUGAGUGCUGAUUCAUUUUAUUACACCAAGGCUUUACCCACAUCUUUACACUGAGGCCCACACACACCUGCUCAAUGAGGCUCCACCCACACCUGCACAAUGAGGCUCCAUCCACACCUGCUCAAUGAGGCUCCACCCACGCCUGCACAAUGAGGCUCCACCCACACCUGCACAAUGAAGCUCCAUCCACACCUGCUCAAUGAGGCUCCACCCACACCUGCUCAAUUAGGCUCCACCCAC
Molecule: messenger RNA, 1687 nt
Organism: Clarias gariepinus (North African catfish)
Lineage: Eukaryota; Metazoa; Chordata; Actinopteri; Siluriformes; Clariidae
Product: periaxin-like
Exons: 3
Coding region: 115-1308 (397 amino acids)
Source: RefSeq, a predicted model, not a curated record